CUAUCUCUAUGGUUUUACCUGACUCUUGAGUUGGCAGUUGGCUGGCAAUUGGUUAUUUUACUUUACAGAAAAAGUUUAAUUGUUAUGAUAAAAGUAUACUACGUAUUCCGUUCCGAUUUGUUUGUAUUCGUGGUUGGUAGGCACUUUCAAGUAGGUAGUUUAGAACGUGUGUAUUUCAAUUACCUACCUACUUUUUCUGUGUCAGCAUGUGGUCAGCAUUAUUUGUUCAUUAGCAUCUACAUUUGCACUGAAGGGAGGACUGAACAAAAUAUCUUCAACAAUGGGUGCUGAAAACUCAACACCUAAAAAUUACCAAAGGGAAAACACUACAGAUAAAGCAAUAGCAGAGGCCUUGGAAAAACAAAAGCGAAUGUAUGAUGAAAAAUAUGAGGAACUACGGCGAGCUCAAAACCGAUCUGUGAAGGUUCUACUAAGUGAGCUUAAGAAAAGCACUAACGGGAACCAAUCCCGUAAUAAUAAUGUUUGCCAACCACCAGUAACCAAUUCUAGCGCAUUGUUGUACCCAAAUCUAAACAUAAUAUCUAACAACAAUGCCCAGGUGUCAACAGCUUAUGUAAAUCCUGCUAUCAACAACGCUCAGAUGUCAACAGCUUAUGCAAGUCCCGCUAACAACAACGCCCAGAUGUCAACAGCUUAUGCAAGUCCCGCUAACAACAACGCCCAGAUGUCUACAGCUUAUGCAAGUCCCGCUAACAACAACGCCCAGAUGUCAACAGCUUAUGCAAGUCCCGCUAACAACAAUGCCCAAAUGUCAACAGCUUAUGCAAGUCCCGCUAACAACAAUAUCCAGAUGUCAACAGCUUAUGCAAUUUCUGCUAUCAACAAUGCCCAUAUGUCAACUGCAUAUGCAAGUCCCAGUACAUCAGACUGCCAGAGACCAUCCAAUUCUAUGUCAUCGCAAGUAUUACCGACAGCACCUUCAGCUCCAAUAGAUCCAGCAUUCGAAGCCUUGUCUCCCAUUACUCAGUCUAGACCGCAAACACAAACACGUCCUGGAUCAUCGGGGUCACAAACACGACGUCCAAUAGCUCUGAUGACUCAAGCGGACCGUUCGCCCAGCUCUGUGACUGCUCAGUCUAGAAACAAAGCACAACCUGGAUCAUCUCGGUCACAACAUCUAAUAGCUCAGACGACUCAAGCUGUCCCCUCAACCAGCUCACUGACUGUUCAAUCUGUGAAUGUACCAGAACCGCCACUAGCUAAAUCCAAAACAAGGAAUAUCCCUCGUAACAAAGCAACUCCCAACAUUGUGAAAUGCGUUACAUGUAACUGUGAACUGGGAUUACAAAUCUAUCAAUGUAUGAACGGGCAUAGCUCAUGCAAAGAGUGUAAAUUGAAGGGAAAUAGAUGUGGUUUGUGCCGCGAACUUAUAACAGACAUGAGAAAUAUCACGCUCGAAGCAACUAUCGCUGAAUUAAAACUGAAGGAACCUGAUGACGGGGAACGAAUGAAGUGCCCCAACUCUGCAAAUGGAUGUUUUCUAAUCGUAAAAAAGGAUGAAGUUGAAGGCCAUUUGAAAGAAUGUCCCUACAGAGAAAUGCCAUGCCCUCUGGCGGCAAUUUUUGGAGUUUGUACUUGGAAAGGAAAAAUAAACCACAUGGGAAUUCAUUUCAAAGAUGUACAUCCAGAACACUACGAGGCUGACGUUAACAAGGAAAUGAAUCUACUUAAUAUUAACGUUAACCAUAGAAUUGUAUAUUUGGUAAACCUCAAUACAUUUCACUUUCUUGUGCACAUUGAAAUCGAUAAAGACCAAAAAACAAUUUGUAUGACCGUCCAAACAUUGGGCACGAAGUUUAGUGCUUCAAAAUGGACGUACGAAUUUCACGUUUACAAUAAAAGAGAGCCCCGAAGGAAAUACCAAUACAUUGACACAUGUAGCUCCAAUAGUGAGUCAAUCAGAGAUAUUUUCAUGCAAAAGAAGUGUGCUGUCCUUAGUUCGGAGUAUGCCAAAACGUUUCUUGAUAAUAAUAAGCUGUCAUACAAAUUCUAUAUAAAAAAGAAUUUAAAUCCAAAAAAACAAGUGAAAUGAAUUAUUGUAACAAUGGGUAAAGGUAGAAACAUAUUUGCGGCACACCACGCCACGCCACAUGUUUUUUUAACAAAUAAACCACUUUGACAUUGUGACAAUCGCAAUAACCUUUGGUUGGCUCAUAGGGGCCUUUCAUAAUACUUGUGGUGCCAUGUUGCAUUGCAAGAACGAUGUCGCACCAUAGUGCAAUUUCCACGAUGCGUUGUGUGUUGUAAAAUUUUACAAUACGACGUCACACCGCAAGUAUUGUAAAAGGCUCAAUAUCUUGGUAUUGGCUAACAUGCACUAUCGCAGCUAGAAUACCACUAAUUCAGGCAAUCACAACCAAUUUUUCGUGUUUAUUCCCUGAAGAAUUUGUUAGUGGCAGACGCGUGGCAUCGAGUGUUGUCCAGACUUCAGAGCAAUCACGGUUAUCUGGAUCGGGUGGCUUGUGGUGGCGUCGCGUCAAAUCGGGUGUUGAUAGUGUGUUUCUGGUCACACAAAAUUCUUUAUUACUUUUGACUCAACCCGCAUGGCGUGGCAUGGGGCGUUGUUGCAGAUAUGUUUCUUUUUCUUUUUUAAUAUUUGUAAUAGACUAGCUGAUUACUGCGACUUGGUUCGCGUGGAUAUAUGUUUUUGAACACUCGUGGGAUCUCUUUGAAUUUAAGGGCUAAACAGUAGCCUACGCCACUCUAGAUUUUUAAGUUUAUCCAAUAUCCAUGCUAAAAAUCACGCCGAUACGUUGCUCCGUUGCGUCGUGAUUGAAGGACAAAUCAAUAAACCGAAAAACAAAGACUCGUAUUUAUAAUAUGGGUAUGGUUUAAUUAAGGCUCAAGGCAUAUUGUAGCUAAGUAGAAGCGAGGAAGAGAUGCUCCGACGUGAUUGUGACGACGUUGGCAUUCUCGCCUCUUUCAUUUUAGUUUUAACUUUUACAAACAUUUUUGUAAUAAAAUAAGGUUCAGUUUGUUUUGUAACAGUUUACAAUGUACGCGUUCCUUUUGCUUCGCUUCUACUCUGUCACCUAAAUAAAUAAUUAAGGACAUAAUAAUAUUGAUUUUAUUCUAAUAUUCUUUACUUAUUGAUAAGGAUAUUCUUUGGUCUACCUUUAGCUAUUAAUUAGUGCUUAUUCGAUGGUAAUGGCAGGUCUAAAUAGGUCUGUUUAUAGUACCUAUCCUUUCACUGUAGGAAAGGAUAGCUCUACUUUUAUACCUGUAAUAAUUGACAGGUUAGUUUUAUGACUGAGCACAACCGUAAUUUUUUUUUUUUUUGUAAAAGUCCCACUUGCACAAAAACACUUUAAUCAAAAUAAAAAUAUUUUUUUUUAUUCAAUUGAACUUUUACAAGUAGGUACCUACAUACUUUUGAGUCUUCAAAUCAUUAAGCAAUAGGUUUAAUUUAUCCUUUGCAAGUGGGCCUUAUUUAGUUUUAAAUAGUAAUUAAUGAUUGUUUAAAUGUUAAUGAUUAUUUUCGUAUCAUCAAGUAUUAAGUAUUUUAUGUGGUUUGAUAAAUAAAAAGUUCCUAUUUGAA
Maniola jurtina (meadow brown) is the source of this 3559-nucleotide messenger RNA. Its product is annotated as E3 ubiquitin-protein ligase SIAH2-like. Gene Ontology annotation, cellular component: cytoplasm. The record is from RefSeq and is a predicted model, not a curated record. NCBI's taxonomy places the organism in Eukaryota, Metazoa, Arthropoda, Insecta, Lepidoptera, Nymphalidae. Gene Ontology annotation, molecular function: ubiquitin conjugating enzyme binding; ubiquitin protein ligase activity; zinc ion binding. The transcript is spliced from 9 exons. Gene Ontology annotation, biological process: proteasome-mediated ubiquitin-dependent protein catabolic process; multicellular organism development. Bases 281 to 2053 code for a protein of 590 amino acids.